AUGUCUGCUGUCCCAAGUGUCCAAACUUUCGGUAAGAAGAAAUCUGCCACUGCCGUUGCCCACGUUAAGGCCGGUAAAGGUUUAAUCAAGGUUAACGGUUCUCCAAUCACCUUGGUCGAACCAGAAAUCUUGAGAUUCAAAGUCUACGAACCAUUAGUAUUGGUUGGUUUGGACAAAUUCGCCAAGAUUGACAUCAGAGUCAGAGUCACCGGUGGUGGUCACGUCUCCCAAGUUUACGCUAUCAGACAAGCUAUCGCCAAGGGUUUGGUCGCUUACCAUCAAAAAUACGUUGACGAACAAUCAAAGAACGAAUUGAAGAAGGCUUUCACCUCUUACGACAGAACCUUGUUGAUCGCUGAUUCCAGAAGACCAGAACCAAAGAAAUUCGGUGGUAAAGGUGCUCGUUCUAGAUUCCAAAAGUCUUACCGUUAA
Zygotorulaspora mrakii is the source of this 432-nucleotide messenger RNA. RefSeq names its product 40S ribosomal protein uS9 (gene RPS16B). The transcript is spliced from 2 exons. The coding region runs from base 1 to 432 and encodes 143 amino acids. Gene Ontology annotation, molecular function: structural constituent of ribosome; RNA binding. Gene Ontology annotation, biological process: maturation of SSU-rRNA from tricistronic rRNA transcript (SSU-rRNA, 5.8S rRNA, LSU-rRNA); translation. NCBI's taxonomy places the organism in Eukaryota, Fungi, Ascomycota, Saccharomycetes, Saccharomycetales, Saccharomycetaceae. Gene Ontology annotation, cellular component: cytosolic small ribosomal subunit; ribosome. The record is from RefSeq and is a predicted model, not a curated record.